Molecule: messenger RNA, 375 nt
Organism: Durusdinium trenchii
Lineage: Eukaryota; Dinophyceae; Suessiales; Symbiodiniaceae
Source: the annotation of a GenBank genome assembly
AUGUUGCGAGCCAUCCUUCUCACGGCCCUCUUCGGCGCCGCCAUGGCCUUCGUGGCGCCGAACGUGGGAACCGACGCACGCACCGCACGACCGAGCCAGGCGAGUGCCAGCUUCGGUGCAGUGCCCGCCAGCAGCGAGGCCAGCACGACGUGCUCCUCCCUGUUUUUGGGCGUCAGCGUGGGCUACGCCGCCGCCGCGGUGGGCGCAGCCAUGCGCCAGGGCCGCACGGCACGGAUGGCCGAGAAGGCUGCAGUGGCCAGGACCCCAGUGGCCUACCCCAUCUUCACCUUCCGUUGGUUGGCCGUCCAUGCCUUGGUGAUUCCCACCGUCUUCUUCCUUGGCGCGAUCAGCUCCAUGCAGUUCAUCCAGCGCUGA